GGUUUUCUUCCACAUUUUAGACCUACCAAACCGGAAGUCUUUUGCAAACUGAACAAGCAUCCUCAUUUAUUUAGCAAAAACAUGCAUCAAACUACGAUGUUUUACUCUAAAGUGUUUCCAAAAAUGUUACGCCCUCUGUAUAGCUUACACAGAAACAGUUGUCGUCGCAGUUUGUGCCAGAAUGUCUCCAAAAAACCCAUGCCCAUUGUGGGCUGGUGUAUGUCCACCAAAAAUAUACAGGGUGCUGCACAAAAUGUAAAAUCUUCGAAAUGCAAGGGGACUUCUCUUGGUUCAUAUACAAGGCUAUCGCCGCCAUUACCUGCAACUAAAAGUAGUUGCAUAUAUGUGCCAGCAUCUAACAGGUCAUUUCAAAUGUGUUCACCACUGAACAACCUGUCAAGACCACAAUCGCACAUCUUGGAGGCAAAUUUCAAAAGAACUAUUUUCACAUCAGCAUGUCAUGGAUGUCAGGAGAACGCAGACAGUGGCCCACCACUAAAAGCAGCCCUAGGACAAAUGCAGGGACAGAAAAUGAUGAUGAUUUUCACUUGCAAAGUCUGCAAUGAACGGUCUCAUAAGCUUUUCUCAAAGACGUCUUAUCAGAAAGGAGUUGUGAUUGUGAAAUGUCCCGGGUGUCAGAACAAUCAUUUGGUUGCUGAUAACUUGGGAUGGUUCAAGGACAUCAAUAAAAAAAACAUUGAAGAAAUUCUGGCUGACAAGGGGGAGGUUGUGCGUCGCUUGGGAUUGAUGUCGGAGGAUGGAGAUCUGGAACUUAAUCUGGAGGAGAUGGUUGGCAAAGAUGACGCAGAGAGGAUAAUGGAAGUUUCAAAAGACAUGAAGAAAUCCUCAGAUUCUUGAGCUUUAAGAGUGAAUUCUACUUUUCAUGUGUUUGGACUUGAUGCAAAUUAAAUGUGAACCGAGUAUAACAAGGGAUACCAUCUUUGGACAGAGUUAUCUGUGGAAACUAUUGACUUUGGUGUGAAACUUGGACUGGAUUUGAUGUUCAAACCAUAUGCUACAGUGACUUCUUUUUAGUACAGAUUGUUUAUUGAAGUAAAACGACCUUGGCAAUCAAAAGUUUCAGAAAGGGACUUCACGGACAACAUGACCACACGAGACAGGCCAGGAGACUUUAAUCAUCUGUUUCUGCUGCCUCAAUGUUGUUUUGAAAAUGUUACCGAUCUCAUUACUGCAUUUAAUACAAGUUUCAUUUUGAAAUGUAAUUUUAGUGUUUUAUUAUGGUAUUGCCAUUUCAUAAGCAAGAGGAAAAACAACAACUCUGUAUUGGUUUUCAACCUGGUGAAUUACAAAACAAUACCUGUUUAUUCAUUAAGAUAAAAUUAGAAAACAUUCAUUAUAACAAAGUAGCUUACGAUCUUUCUUAAUCAAAACAAACAAUUUCACAAACUUGGUGAACGAUCUGAACUAACUUAAACAAACAAAAUAACAGUUGCAAUCACAUGCUCACUGAAGCAAAUGAGACCUACUUGACUCAUAAUGGCUUUCUGCAACCUCAGUAGAAUUAACUUUCUCAUUCGUUUCUCAUCAGCUUGAAAAACAAUACUUUUGACAGGAGCAGAGCCCAAGUAUAAACCUUAAGUUGUCCUUCAACAAGUUGAAGGUAUUGCACAAUAAUUGUAUCAUACUU
This is a messenger RNA of Lineus longissimus, 1648 nucleotides long. RefSeq lists its product as uncharacterized. Gene Ontology annotation, molecular function: protein-folding chaperone binding; zinc ion binding. Bases 82 to 858 code for a protein of 258 amino acids. Lineage: Eukaryota; Metazoa; Nemertea; Pilidiophora; Heteronemertea; Lineidae. Gene Ontology annotation, biological process: protein import into mitochondrial matrix; protein stabilization; protein folding. The transcript has 2 exons. The record is from RefSeq and is a predicted model, not a curated record. Gene Ontology annotation, cellular component: mitochondrion.